Molecule: messenger RNA, 630 nt
Organism: Cutaneotrichosporon oleaginosum
Lineage: Eukaryota; Fungi; Basidiomycota; Tremellomycetes; Trichosporonales; Trichosporonaceae
Source: RefSeq, a predicted model, not a curated record
CCUCCUUCUCGCCGUCAACAUCCAAGUCAACACCCGAAGUCAAGCCCACCAUGACCAACUCGCUGAAGUCCGUCGCGAGCUCCGAGAAGACCGACCUGCCCGCGCCACAGGCCGAGGACAGCGGCGUCUCCACCUCGCUCUUCUGCUUCCGGCGCAAUACAUGGUCCAACACCACCAAGCCCCACUCUCGCGGGAGCAUCAACAAGAUGACGAUCAUCGGCCCGAUGAGCGACGGCUUUGCGGCCAUCCAGCCCCAGGGCGCGGCCCCGCCGCGGCCGACGUCCAUCCCCCCCUCCCUCUCAACCACCUUCACGCUGCUCAACACAGAGGACGAAGACGCCGUGGCGACACAUGCGGACCUCCUCGCGCAGCUCGCGCGCGCGCAUGCCGAGAUUACCGCUUUGCGUAGGCGGUAUACCAUGGACCUCCGCGAGAGCAAUGCUGUCAAAUACGCGUUUCGGAGCCGCGUGCUCUACCUUGAGGACGAGGAGAAGAAGCUGCGGGCGACGAUAGAAAUCAUGAAGGAGCAGGAGAAGAUGAUGCAGGCUCGCGUGGCGCAGCUCGAGCGGGAGCUGCGCGGAGGCAGGAUAUAGAGAUAUGACAAGCUUUCUGCGUCUUUUGCCAUUUCGG